Molecule: messenger RNA, 3149 nt
Organism: Falco peregrinus (peregrine falcon)
Lineage: Eukaryota; Metazoa; Chordata; Aves; Falconiformes; Falconidae
Gene: GORASP1
Product: golgi reassembly stacking protein 1
Exons: 9
Coding region: 466-1599 (377 amino acids)
Biological process (GO): Golgi organization
Cellular component (GO): Golgi apparatus
Molecular function (GO): protein binding
Source: RefSeq, a predicted model, not a curated record
CGGCGGCUUCCCCGGGCCCGGGCCUCGGCCUGCCGUGGCCUGGCUGCCGGGGGGAGCCCUCCGUGCUGCUUCGGAGGAGUCCGGCAUAGUUGAAGAGUAGCGUAGCUCUGCCUCCCUGCCCCAUCCGCAUUCCCUUGGCUGACGACUUGGCUGAUUUUUCCUCGGAUCUUUACGGCAUCUUGGCUGGGGGAUAAUUCCGGGCCCGGCCCGUGUGGUUUCCUACGCGGCUGCGUCUCACAGGGACUGUAUGUAGGUGCAAACUUGUAUAACCCCUCUCUCUGGCAAAUUGCACGCAUGUUGCUUUAAACGCCUAUCUUGGCGUUUAAACUUCUGUGUUGGAGCUGAAAGAGCGCUGGUAACUCCUGUUGCGUUCAAGAAAACUCCCCAGCUCAACGAGGAGGACUGGAACCUUUUUUUGAUUUCAUCAUUGCCAUAGGACACACUAGGCUUAAUAAAGAAAACAAUAUGUUGAAAGAUCUGCUGAAGGCCAAUGUUGAAAAAGCAGUGAAGCUGGAGGUGUAUAACAUCAAAACAAUGAAAAUAAGAGAGGUAGAGGUGAUCCCCAGCAACAUGUGGGGAGGACAAGGUCUUCUUGGAGCCAGUGUGAGGUUCUGCAGUUUCCAGGGAGCUAAUGAACAUGUGUGGCAUGUUUUGGAUGUUGAACCUGCAUCUCCUGCAGCUCUAGCUGGUCUGCAGCCGUAUGCCGACUACAUUGUUGGGUCUGAUCAGAUUCUUCAAGAGUCAGAGGAUUUCUUUUCACUGAUUGAAUCCCAUGAGGGGAAGCCGCUGAAGCUGAUGGUUUAUAACACUGAAGCAGAUUCCAUUCGAGAGGUAGUUGUGACUCCCAAUGGAGCUUGGGGUGGAGAAGGAAGUUUAGGAUGUGGUAUUGGAUAUGGGUAUUUGCACAGAAUUCCGACACAGUCUGUAAUGUCAAAGAAAAAGCCAGAAAGCAAAUCACCUUCACCCUUACCAGAAGCUGGAACUCCUGGACCAUCUACUAAUGGUUACACAGAGACCCCAUUAUUGGCACCUGCUUCUCAGAGUGACAGCUCUGAAAUAGUUAUGAACUUGGAUCAUUCCACAGAUCAGGAAAUGAGUGGUUAUUCACAAGAAAGCUCGCUUUCUCCUCCUCCCCCUCUCCAGCGCGUUAUGGAUCCAGGAUUUCUAGAUAUGUCUGGUACUUCAUUUCCUGAACUCACUAACUUGGAAAAAGUGUCCAACAUGUCUUCAUCUGCCUCCUUCAACAUGCUGGCAGCAGAUGCUGUAGUAGGCACUGAAAAGUUAGUGUUGAAAAAUGAUGCUUCUGCUUAUUUUGAAAAUGCCACAGCUUUGGACCCUGAAGAUGUAACCAUGUAUUCUGAAGGCUCAGUCAAGCAGCCCGAGAUAGACGACCCACUGCCUUCAGUUCCAUCUUUACCUUCUUUUGCUCUUCCUAAUGAAAUUUCUUCAAAAACAACACUAGGAACUGAUCCUGAUAACAAAGAAACAAAGUUGCUCUUAAACAGUACUGAGAGCUCAUUAACCACUACGCUGGUGAAACCAGAUGAUGAAGCAGCGUGUGAACAGAAAGAAGCAGCAGCUGCAGAAGCUUGUGAGUGAAACGAAUGCUGCUUUAGUUUACAGACUGCCGUAUGCUGUGAUACUACAGCCUGGACUAUUUUUCUGAUCUUGAAAGAAUUACAGUAAUUCUAUUUUGUUAGUGUAGACAAUAUUAUAAAAGAAAUCAUAUGAAAUACAUAUCAUACUGUCUUUUCCAGUGACUGUUUAAUGGAUUGAUCUGUGUUCAACCUUUGAAUGCUGUGCAAAAUCAAAUUAAUGGAGAAAUUAAUGCAGAAACAAGCUGGAGACUGGCAAAAUGUCAUGUUUGCCUACAAAUGUUCCUGAAUGUUUUUAUGAAGGCACUCUGCUGGAACAGCAAUGAUGAUUACUUUCUCAGUAUGACUGAUGGCAUUAAAAAAAAAGAUACUGAAAAUGGCAUUAAAAAAAAUAUUCUUUCUAGAAAGGUUAACCAAUGGUACAUCUCAAUUAAACAGUUAUCCUGACUUUCAAAGCAUUUCCUACCCCAAGAUAUCUUUAUUCCUACUUACUACUCUGCAAACUGUUAUUUUUCUUGUUUUAGAGCCCUGUCUCUGUAACUGUUAUUCAUAUACCUUGCCUACAACUACUUCUGCGGGAAGGGAAGUACCAUAUGGUUUGGAGCUGCAGCACGUAGGUAGUACAAAAUCAUGUUGGUGGGUCUUGGCUGUUUGCUUCUGCUCCUCCAUGGAUCACAUGGUGGUCUUGCAGUUAAAAAAAGGGGGGGUGGGGGGGGUGGCAACAGUAGGAAAUUAUGCUGGAUAUUUGAAACAAACUGAAGCCAAAGAUGAUUUAAGUCAGGCCCUGUGUUUUCAGGGUGAUUAACACUUUCAGCAGAGCUGAGUAUAUCUUGGGUUUCUGUAGUGAUGGAGAAACAGUUUUUCUUUAGUUGUGCUUUUCUAUUUACUCAUUUCUAUUUUAUACAAAUCAUUCAAAGUUUAGGGUAUGGAGAUAUAAUAUGUUAGUGCAGCAACAUCUAUUGUUUUUUGUAGAUUUUGUUUUGUUUGCACUUACCUUCAAAUAGCUUCUGAAUGUAAUAGCAAACAUGAAAUGAACAGUGAAAGAAAUUAGGAGGUUUUAUACCCCUCAGGGCAGUGAUUUAUUAUGGAAUUUUAAAGCUGUUGAUUGGGCAUAAAUUUCACUGCAGCUGGUACAGUUAGCAGGGUGAAAAUCCUUCAGAAAUUAAGAGAAUGGGGUACAAGGUUAGGUGUGCGUUUAAGCUAUAAACUGGAGUAUACUUACUUAGAAAUACUGUGCAAUUCCCUUUUCUCUGUCCUGUCCCCUGAGGAGUGAGGUGACUGUCAUGCCACAAUCUGGUAACAGUGCAGGGUGGGAAGCCAGGGUGACACUCAGAGCGUGAUGACUGAAGACACCUCUGGGCUCUAUUUGGUUUUCUGUUGCUGUUUAUUUAGGACUGUUUCUAAUCUUACACCUUUGUCAAAGCUGUUUUAAAGCUGGUGGUAGCUCAUUUUAAGUGAUGCUGUACCCUAAGCACCCCUUAGAAAUUUAAAAGCAGGGAAUGUCAAAACUCAUACUGAAUUUCAAAUGGCACAGUAAUAAAUGGCUUAACACUG